This is a messenger RNA of Aplosporella prunicola CBS 121167, 1516 nucleotides long. RefSeq lists its product as uncharacterized. Gene Ontology annotation, biological process: mitotic spindle organization. The coding region runs from base 152 to 1435 and encodes 427 amino acids. Gene Ontology annotation, molecular function: peptidyl-prolyl cis-trans isomerase activity; protein tyrosine phosphatase activator activity. The transcript has a single exon. Gene Ontology annotation, cellular component: cytoplasm; protein phosphatase type 2A complex; nucleus. The record is from RefSeq and is a predicted model, not a curated record. Lineage: Eukaryota; Fungi; Ascomycota; Dothideomycetes; Botryosphaeriales; Aplosporellaceae.
GUCUAGAUACAUGGUUGUGGGUUGUAAGGUUAAUCAGUUGUAAGGACCACACGGCCCGUCUCCGGCAUGACGCCAGGGCAAAGCGCUCACCCCUCCAACAACUACAACAACCACCACCACCAAACCACACACACCCAUAACCAACAAAACAAUGUCCUCCACAACCGCCAACAUCCCGCCCCACGCGCACCCCCCAAACCUCUCAGACAAGCUCCCCCGCCUCGGCAGCCCCCGCAAAACCACACGCACCCCGCCCGAAUCGCCCAUCCCAGCACCGCCAACACCCGCGCUCCCGCCCCCGCCCUCCCUCACAAACUGGACCUUCCAAACCCCCUCCCGCCGCAUCCUCACCCCCCACGACCACGCGCUCUUCCAGGCCUCCCCGACUUACACCCUGCUGCUAGCAUUCGUGUUCCACCUCUCGGACUCCGCACGCGGGACGCCCAUGCGGGCCGUGGCGCGCGAGACACCCGCUCGCGGCGUCGCGGGCGUGCUGGCCGUGCUGGACGCGGCGGAGGAGGUGCUGCGCGCGAAUCCGCCCGAGGACGCCGGCGGCUCGCGCUUCGGGAACAAGGCCUUCCGGGGGUUUGUGGGGGGCGUCAGCGCCGCGAGCGCGGGGUGGCACGCCGAGAUGCUGGGGGUGAAAGACGCAGAAGCCGCAGAGGCCGGCGCGUAUCUGUGCGCGUCGUUUGGCAAUGCCGCGCGCAUCGAUUACGGCUCCGGGCACGAGCUCAACUUCGUGCUGUGGCUGCUGUGCCAGUACCAGCUGGGCCUGCUGGACGGCACCGCCUUCGCGCAGCUGGCCCUCCGCGUCUUCCCGCGCUACCUGCGCCUCAUGCGCGCGGUGCAGACGGCGUACUACCUCGAGCCGGCGGGGUCGCACGGCGUGUGGGGCCUCGACGACUACCAGUUCCUGCCGUUCCUGAUCGGGGCAGCGCAGCUAGCGGGGCACCGGUACAUCCGGCCAAAGUCGAUCCAUUCGGCAGCCGUGCUCGAGGAGGCCGCGCCCGACUACCUGUACUUUGAGCAAGUGGCGUUUGUGAACAGCGUCAAGAACGUCGAGGGCCUGCGGUGGCACAGCCCGAUGCUCGACGACAUCAGCGCCGCGCGCUCGUGGGACAAGAUCGAGGCGGGGAUGCGCAAGAUGUUUGUGCGCGAGGUGCUGGGCAAGUUGCCCGUGAUGCAGCAUUUUCUGUUUGGGUCGCUGGUGCCGGCGGUGGAGGGGAUGAGCGCGGAAGACGAGGCUGAGCAGGGCGGUGAUGGGGAGGAUGGGGACGCCGAUGCCCAUGCGGGCCAUAGUCAUGGGCAUGGGGAGGAGGGCGUCAAUAGCUGGGGCGACUGCUGCGGCAUCAAGGUCCCGAGUAGCGUGGGCGCGGCGCAGGAGAUGAAGAAGCGCAUGGGCACUGAGGGGCUGCGGAGACUGCCGUUUGAUUGAUUGAUUGGUUGAACACGGAGACGAAACAAGACCAGCGAAAGACAGUAGUAGUUGGUUAUCAAAAUAAUGAAUAGACGAGAG